AUGCCACGUCCCCAGCACAAUACAACCUCCCUCCCACGUGGUUUGCGUGCGGAGCUGGGGAUCAGAGAUACUUAUGGUGACAAGAAGCGCCAGCGCAAUGGACCUGCGAACCGAAAAGAACGCCGCCAAGCAGAGCGGAACAAUAAGAAGUCGGGGAGACCUGCUGCAGCGCCAGUGAAGAAACCUUUCCAACGACGACCCCAGCAGAAGGAAGAAGAAGAUGAUGAUGAUGAGGAUGAGGAUGACUUUGAUUUGAAUGAGGAAUCAUCCAGCGAUGAUACACCAGUUGCGCCGGACAACAAGCGAUCCUCAACCCAAAAGCUUCAGUCAGACUCCAAGUCGGUCGUGGAACUCAAACCGAAACGGCCGCUCGAAAUGAAGGAUGAAGAGGAGGAUAGCAGUGAUGAUUAUGAUGGGCAAUCCGAAGAAGACGAGAGCGAUCAAGACAACAGUGAUGAGAGUAUCCCACAGGGUGCCCAUAUUUCAGCAACUGUCAAGUCCAAGCUGGCACAGGAUGAUGCCGAAAUUGCUGCACUGGAGAAGAAGCUCGGUCUCAAGAAGGGAAAGAAGCUUCCAAAGGCAUUCGCUGAGGAUGGAUUGGAGGAUCUGAUGGGAGACUUGGGGGAGGCGUCAGAAGAUGAUAGCAAGAAGCGCAAGCGUGAAGCCGAUGAAUGGCUCCAAAGCAAGAGACAGAAAGCCUUACAGCGCCAGGCUCAAGUCUCUGAAGAUGAAGAUGAUGACGAUGAAGACGAGGAGGAAUUUGAUAGUGAAGAUGAUAUGGACAAUCUGGACGAGGAAAUCUUUGGUUCGGAGGAGGAAGAUGAGGAUGCAGAGGACAGCGAGUUCGAUGGUUUCGACAAGGAAGAGGAGGCAACGCCAAAGAAACGAGAAAAUCCAUAUGUGGCCCCCGUUCCUAAGUCGGAAGCUACAGCGACUCAAAAAUACAUUCCGCCAUCAUUGCGAGCUCGCGGAGAUCCCGAAAGCGAAGCCCUUACCCGAUUGCGCCGACAGGCCCAGGGACAUCUGAACAAGCUGUCCGAGGCGAACUUGGUGUCCAUUCUUGCAGAGUUUGAGAAGCUAUACCGGGACCAUCCGCGCCAAAAUGUUACCUCUACGUUAAUCAGUUUGCUAAUGGGUCUCAUUGGUGAACGAUCCGUUCUCAAUGAUACUUUCAUCGUCCUGCAUGCCGGUUUCAUUGCUGCGGUGUACAAGAUUAUGGGUAUGGACUUUGGUGCUGAAAUUGUCCAGAAGAUCGUGGAGACAAUGGACGCAGGUGGUGAUGAACGUGGCAAGUUUGAGGGCAAGGAGUACAUCAACCUUGUUUCCCUCUUGUGCCAGCUGUACAAUUUCCAUGUAAUUGGACACCCUUUGAUGUUUGACUACAUUCGUCUCUUUUUGCAAGAAAUUACCGAGACCAACACCGAGCUCCUGCUCAAGAUUAUCCGGAACGCGGGUCCUCAACUACGCCAGGACGACCCAUCCGCGCUCAAGGACAUCGUCCUGCUAAUCCAACCUGCCAUUGCAAAGGUCGGCGAGGGAAAUCUAUCAGUCCGUACCAAGUUCAUGAUCGAUACUAUUACCGAUCUCAAGAACAACCGUGUCAAGUCUGGAAUCGGCGCCAGCGUGACUUCGGAGCACAUUACGAAAAUGCGCAAGAUCUUGGGCUCUCUGAACAACUCCCGAGUGAUCCGUGCAUCGGAGCCUAUCAACAUCACGCGUUCGGAUAUUCACGACUCUUCCAAGAAGGGUAAAUGGUGGCUUGUCGGUGCAAGCUGGAGGGAAGAUCCCCUAGUCUCUGCCCGCCAAGAGCUGUCCGAUAUGCAGACGAAGGGCGCCGAUGCUAUGGAGGAUGACAGUGAAGCUGAGCCGGAUUUGGGAGAUCUGGCUAGAGCCCACCGUAUGAACACGGAUGUGCGUCGCUCGAUCUUUGUCGCUAUCAUGUCUGCGACAGACUUCCAAGAUGCCCAUGUUCGGCUUCUCAAGCUUCGUCUCAAGCGUGCGCAAGAAUUCGAAAUUCCUCGUGUUCUCUUGCAUUGCGCGAUGGAGGAAGAAGCUCAUAACCCCUAUUACACUCUGAUUGCACGCCGUCUUUGCGGAGAGUCCGGUCGCCGUCUUAAGAUGUCAUUUAUGUUUGCUCUCUGGAACAUCUUCAAAAGGAUGGGUGAACAAGGCGAUGACGAAGAAGAGACAGAGUUCGACGCUGACGACGAGGAAACCGGUGUUAGCAUGAAGGCUGUCGUCAAUCUGGCCAAGAUGUACGGCAUGCUCAUCGCCGACGGCACUCUAUCACUAGGUGUCCUGAAGAACCUCAACUUCGCUUAUCUCCAACCCAAGACCAAGACAUUCGUCGAGCUCUUGAUCAUCAGCAUCAUCCAACAGUCGCAGAAGACUAAGAAAAAGAAGAAGAGCAAGUCUACCUCUGACGAUGCCAGGGACGAAGAGUCUCUCAUGCAGAUCUUCUUGCGUGUUCAAGAAGCACCCCAAGCUGCCAAGGGCUUGAUCUUUUUCAUUCGCAAGGUUGUUGCAAAGACCGACCUUGUCACUGAGAAGGAGCAGAAGCUGGUGCGUUGGGGUUGUAAUGUGGCCGUGGAUGCUCUCAAGGCUAUUAAGGAAUAA
This is a messenger RNA of Penicillium cataractarum, 2616 nucleotides long. Its product is annotated as MIF4G domain-containing protein. Gene Ontology annotation, molecular function: protein binding; RNA binding. Lineage: Eukaryota; Fungi; Ascomycota; Eurotiomycetes; Eurotiales; Aspergillaceae. The transcript has 2 exons. Gene Ontology annotation, biological process: ribosomal small subunit biogenesis. Gene Ontology annotation, cellular component: nucleolus. The record is from RefSeq and is a predicted model, not a curated record. Bases 1 to 2616 code for a protein of 871 amino acids.